Molecule: messenger RNA, 3590 nt
Organism: Labeo rohita (rohu)
Lineage: Eukaryota; Metazoa; Chordata; Actinopteri; Cypriniformes; Cyprinidae
Gene: cracr2aa
Product: calcium release activated channel regulator 2Aa
Exons: 18
Coding region: 302-2470 (722 amino acids)
Molecular function (GO): calcium ion binding; GTP binding; GTPase activity
Source: RefSeq, a predicted model, not a curated record
GAAGUGAGUUAUUGAUCAAAGUUGUCGGCAGCUUUGUGCAGUCGUGAGUGUUUAACGCGAACAGCUUCAGUUUCAGAAUCGCUCAGUUAAACUUUACUCUCAGUUGCUUGCUGAAAAUUUCUGGACUUAAUCUUAAAUUGUGGAACGUUUCACACUUAACACUACUUUUCAACAAGAGGUUGUCGCUUCAUGGGUGGACUUUGUGAAGUAACAUCAGCGGCUGCCUGUUUAAAGGGCUGACCCAUGUGAGGAGAGUGGAGUUCGCACACACAUACAUACGCACACACGAACACACACACACAUGGACGGCAUGGCUUCUUUCUCCAGCACCUGUGGCUCCAAGGUGGACCGGGCGUCCCAUCAUAGAGGUGAAGACAGGCAAGGGACGCCCAGUGACAGCGACUGCAGUGCUGUGCUUGAGAAGACCAGAGAGUUUUUUCAGAUUUGUGACAUCGAGGGCAAAGGCUUCAUUACACGACGGGACAUGCAGAGGUUAAAUGGAGAGCUUCCUCUUAAUGCUGAGGAACUUGAGAACGUCUUUGACACUCUGGAUGCAGAUGGCAAUGGAUAUCUGACCUUUGAGGAGUUCUCCUCCGGAUUUAGUGAAUUUAUGUUUGGUCCAGGUGUGAUGUCAGUAGAUCCACAUGCAGGCAAGGAGCCAGUCUCAGGAAAGACUCCAGAAGUGCUGUAUGAGAGCCAAUGGGAGGAGAGACUAAGCAUAGGAGAGGAUGAGGAGGAGAAACACUUCUGCAUGUUAAUGGAGAACUUGGGGGCAAGCAACAUCUUUGAAGAUCCAGAAGAGGUGCGGAGUCUUUGGGUGCAGCUCAGAAGAGACGAGCCUCACCUCCUGUCCAAUUUUGAGGAGUUCCUUGCCAGGGUCACUUUUCAGAUCAAAGAGGCCAACCAAGAGAAGAAAGAGAUGGAGACAGCCCUUAAAAGGAAAGCGGCGACACAUGAUGAUGAAAUCCAGCGGCUGUAUGAAGAAAUGGAGCAGCAAAUCAAGAAUGAGAAAGACAGGAUAAUUUUAGAGGAUUCUGAGCGUUUUUUGUCUCGCAGUCAAGAUUUGGAGCAUCAGCUUUCUGCUAAAGAGAAGGAGCUGGAAAAUCUUUCAAACAAACAGAAACGGCUGGAGCAUCAGUGUCGAGAGCUGCACAGCGAGCAGCGGGAGACGGCCGUGGAGAAUGUCAAAUUAAAGCAGUAUAAUGAGGACUUGAGCCGAGAGCUGGAGAACACCACGCAGGAGCUGAGUCUGGCCCAGGAGCAACUCAUGCUGCUGCAGGAACAGGCCUCACGUCUGCACGAGGAGAGAGAGAUGGAGAUUUAUAGGGUUACAGAAAGCUUGCAAAGAGAAAGGGCAAGUCUUCUCAAGCAGCUUGAUUUGCUAAGGGAAAUGAACAAACACUUACGAGAUGAAAGAGACAUGUGCUAUCAAAAACCAAAUCCUUCUGCUGCAAAACUCUCAUGGAAACAGAGGUCUGAAUCAAUUACCAUGAAGUACUCUGAGCGGAAGCAGUCAUCUAAGAGCGACGAGGAUGAAGAGGUUCUGUCGCAAUCUAAGCGGAAGAACGUGAUUGGAGUAAAUGGGCACAGCGUGGACCUGGAGGACAUGGUAGAUGGACGUCCUCCUUCAAAACACCAGCUCCAGAGGAUCAUCUCCAUCGAGGAGGACCAUCUUCCUCAACUCCUUCAACAGGGUUAUCAAGCUCAGCUCAGGGAAUGGAGUGAAGAUGAGGAGUUGGAGGAGGGCAUGGACCUGCAGAUGAGCAAUAUUUACCCCACAACCAGCACUCCUACCUCUGUUUCACCUCCUCCAGGAGUCGCACCCACACCCACCUCACCCAGGGGACAGCCUGUGGGCAAAGAGACAGUUCAGUCGGAGGAAGGGGCCAGUUCAGGCCCAGAUCGUCUGUUUAAGAUUGUUAUGGUGGGGAAUUCUAGUGUGGGAAAAACAUCUCUUCUACGUCGCUUCUGUGACAACAGUUUCCACACUGGUACAUGUGCUACUGUAGGUAUCGACUACAGUGUGAAGACUCUGACAGUGGACAACAGCCAGGUAGCCUUGCAAAUGUGGGACACAGCAGGACAGGAGAGGUAUCGCAGCAUCACCAAGCAGUUUUUUCGCAAGGCUGAUGGUGUGGUAGUGGUGUAUGACAUCACGAAUGAGCUGACUUUCACAGCAGUGAGGCAAUGGCUGGCCAGCGUGCAGGAAGGAGCAGGUGAGGACAUUCCCAUCAUGCUCCUGGGGAACAAGACCGAUCUAGACAACCAGAGAGAGAUUCCUCUGGGAGUGGCAGAGAAAUUAGCCAAGGACUUUCAGCUGAUUUUCUAUGAGUGCAGUGCUUUUUCAAGCCACAAUGUGACCGAGUCCAUGAUUCACAUGGCAAGAGUUCUAAAGGAACAAGAGGACAGAGAAAAAGAGAAAACCGUGUCACUAGCAGACAGCCAUGCUAAAAAGAAGUCCUGCUGCUAGUAGAAAGUCACCCAUAAACACUCACAGACUUUUUGCUUCUGCAUUUUAAUGGUUUGGUGUUACUCCUUAUCUGUUUUUCUUCAUCUUAUGUUCCUGUUUUCUCUCUUUGUACGGCUACUGUGGAGUUCAAAAUGUUUGGUCUUUUUAUACACCAGUACCUCUUUAUAGUGUGAAACGGAUGAGUUUUAUCAUAACAGUUAGAUGCAGGGCUUUAAGUAGAGCACUAUAGUUUCGUACAUUACUACAGUCAAACAUGUCCCUAUUAAGGUUAUUUAAAUCACCAGUCACACUAUUGAAGUAAACAAAUCUGUAUUUUUGUAUUGACAAUUGUUGUAAUUUAUCUUUUUAAUAUGAAGGUCUAAGAAAGUGUAUUUUAGAUGAGCAAAAUAAGCUCCUACACGCUAGUUUGUUUACAGCACAGUCAUUUGCACAAAUGUGUUAUUUAUUACUUAUGUGAUGAAUUGAAGAUAUUGAUAUAUUUCUUUAUUAUUCCGACAUAUUCUGAAAAAUGGCUCUAUUUGCUAUCAUCAGCAUGAAUAUUUUUAAUACACUGCCAAGAAGUAAACAUACAGUUUGCAUAAGGAUUCGUUUUUAACAGGGUUCAGUGUUGUACUGAAUAAAUCAUUUAUCUGUUGAAAUAGAGUUAGUCUAAUAUUGAUUUCAGGUCACUUUUUGAUUUUGUGCCAACAGUAAUGUGUAUAUGUAGUCUGUAUUUGCAAUUUAAUGCAGUCAGUGUUAAACCAGUGCAAAAUGUCUCAAAGCAGUUGUUGAUGUUCACACUUAUUUUAAAUAAUAUAAAAUGCAUUAAUUGUCCACCAGGCAGUGGAUUUAUGCACAUCUGUGAUGAGGUCUACUGUAUGCUGUGUUUUUCACAAUGUGAUUCUUGAUCUGUAACUUGAGUUUUCAUAUUGAUUCACACAUAAUUACUGGCAAGUUUCUCUAUCACAGCUUCUGUAUGACCACUGGGCAAAAUGACACUAGAAUUGAACGCAAUGUGGAUGUUUUAAAUAAAUAAUUUCUCACUUAUUUGGUCUUAUAAAUGUUACAGCUUUAUUAUGUACAUGUGUAAUGUGUAAAUACUAAAUAGAAAUGUAUAUUGAGUGAAAUGUUUAAUAAAGAA